Messenger RNA from Spodoptera frugiperda (fall armyworm), 8086 nucleotides. RefSeq names its product protein diaphanous (gene dia). Gene Ontology annotation, biological process: actin filament polymerization; actin cytoskeleton organization. Gene Ontology annotation, cellular component: cytoplasm; actin filament. The record is from RefSeq and is a predicted model, not a curated record. Lineage: Eukaryota; Metazoa; Arthropoda; Insecta; Lepidoptera; Noctuidae. Bases 383 to 3691 code for a protein of 1102 amino acids. The transcript is spliced from 29 exons. Gene Ontology annotation, molecular function: small GTPase binding; actin binding; microtubule binding.
AUCACUGACUAAUGUGAAUUCCAUCUCGAUUGUAAAACGAACGUUGCGCGUCACUACUGUGUUGCAUAUGUGUGGUGUACAAAGUUGUUUGUGUUAUCUUUCAUGUUUUUAUCAAAAAAGUGAUGUUUGUGAUCUUGUAUGGAAUUAAAUCUACGCUUAUUUAGUGAAUGGUACAUCAUCUGGAUGUUAAAAAAAGAAAAAUGUCCCGCCAUGAGAAAGCGAAGAGUGGCUUUGUAUUUAGAUAGGCACCACUGACUGCUAAGAACGAUGGAGUGUGUAAAAAGUGAAAUAAAAAGUGUUCCUAAACUGAGUUUGAGUGUGAAAAAGUGAAAAAGAAAACAGUGAAAAGUGGGUGCAAUGUAAAAAAAACAGUGAAGGAAAAAUGAGUGAGAGAAAUUAUAAUAGCUUGCCGCGUCUCAAAAGAAGGGAGACUUGGCGGAAAAGGGGGCUGGACACAUGGUUCGGGCGGCCGAAGAAGGGGGGGAGCCAGAUCGACCGGGGCUACGACACCGUGCCCCGGGGCGCGGAACCGAGGGCGGAGGACGAGGAACCGUCCGCCACGGCCGAGUACACCAGCAAGAUAGACGCGUUGGAUGAUGCACAGCUGCAUAGGAGGUUUGAGGAGAUGCUGGCGGACAUGAAUCUCAAUGAAGAGAAGAAGGAACCUUUGAGAAAAUAUCCUCGAGACCAGAAGAAGAAGAUGCUGGUCGCUUAUAAAUUCGUCAACACACAGGAAGGUCGAUCCAAGUUUGAGAAGCCAUCAGAUUAUGUCACAUACCUCAAUCAACCGGAGCUUUCAGUGGGCAAACUACACGGAUGUUUGGAAAACCUUAGGAUAUCGUUGACGAAUAACCCGCUGUCGUGGAUCGAAGAGUUUGGGACGAAAGGCAUUGAGAGUUUGCUGACGACCCUGAACCAGUGUUAUACGAAUGACUCCCGCUACGACCGAGUGCAGUAUGAAUGCAUCAGAUGUCUGUCGGCGAUCCUCAACAACACGGUCGGUAUACGCACCAUGUUCGAAUGCCGGGAGGCGCUGCCAGUACUCGCCAGGAGUUUGGACGCCAGGAAACCACACUGCGCUCUUGAAGCAGCAAAGGUGCUAGCAGCCAUAUGUUUGAUCCCCAAUGGACACGAGAAGGUCCUGGAAGCUAUCACGAUGGCUGGCGAGUCGAGUCGGAAACCUCGACUGCUGCCCAUCAUCGAAGGCCUGGAGACCAAGACUCCUGAGAGUUUGAAGACGGGCUGCAUGCAACUUAUGAACGCGAUAAUCACGGAACCUGAAGAAUUGGAGUUCCGGUUGCAUCUCCGUAGCGAAUUCAUGAGGACUGGACUCUAUGAUUGGAUCGACGAGCUGCGGUCGGGCGCGGAGGGCGCGCGCCAGAUCCAGAUGAAUGUGUUCGACACGCACGCUGCCGCCGACCAGGACGAGUUCCUCGCCAAGUUCGAUGAUGUCCGAGUGGACUUUAACGACGUCAACGAGUGUUUCGAGUUAGUGAAGAACUUGGUGAUGGACACGCCGGCCGAGCCGUACCUACUGUCCAUACUGCAGCAUCUGCUGUACAUACGGGAUGAUGAGCUUAUCAGGCCAGCGUACUACAAGUUGGUAGAAGAAUGUAUAACGCAGAUAGUUCUACACAAGAACGGUUACGACCCGGACUUCAGAGCCACGCAGCGCUUCAAUAUAGACGUGCAGCCGCUUAUUGACGGACUUAUUGAAAAAUCCCGAGCAGAGGAGGAAAGAAGAGUAGAAGAAUUAAAAUCUAAGCUAGAAGCUGCCAUAGCGGCUCGACAGGAGGCCGAGGCCCGCGCCGCCCAUCUAGAGGAGAGACUCAAGGCCGCACCCGCCACAGGACCCGCGGGGGUCACGCAUAAUAACAUCGCUGCCAUCGCCAAGGUAAUAUCAAGCCCGGGUCCGCCGCCGCCCCCGCCGCCGAUGCCCGGAGGAGCGUGUGCACCGCCGCCGCCGCCCCUGCCGAUGUCAGUCGACUCUGGCGCCCCACCACCGCCCCCUUUGCCUACAGCAGGAGGAGGUCCGCCCCCACCGCCACCGCCUCCGAUGCCAGGUGGGCCCCGUGGCCCCCCUCCGCCCCCCAUGCCGGGUAUGGGGGGCCCGCCACCCCCUCCACCAAUGAUGGGAGGACCACGACCGCCGCCACCGCCUGGAGGAUUUAUGCCUAGAAUGCCGGUACCAGACGUAUUGCCACACGGACUGAAACCCAAGAAGAAGUGGGAGGUGGAGGGGCCCCUGAAACGUGCCAACUGGAAGACUAUCGUGCCGCAGAAGAUGUCUGAAAAGGCAUUCUGGGUCAAGGUACAAGAAGAUAAACUAGCGUCCCCCGACAUAUUGACCGGGUUGGCGCUUAAGUUCUCGAGCAAACCUGUCGCUAAGAAGAGCGAGGAUGCUGUUGAUAAAUAUGCUUUCAGGGUCCACACGCUGAAGAAGGUCAAAGAUCUAAAGGUGCUAGACAGUAAAGCGGCUCAGAACCUAUCCAUCCUAUUAGGCGGUUCUCUAAAACAUAUGUCCUAUGAACAUAUUCGAACCUGCAUACUACGGUGCGAUACUACUGUGCUCACCGCUAAUGUACUGGAUUUGUUAAUACAGUAUUUACCACCAGCGGACCAGUUGAAGAAGCUGGCUGAGUUGAAGGUGAACAGUGAAGAGUUGACGGAGGCUGAGCAGUUCGCUGCCACGGUGGCUGAUAUAAAGCGACUGGUGCCCAGGCUCAGGAGUUUGGCUUUCAGGGAGCAUUACGCUGAAAUUAUAUCUGAAGUUAAACCGGACAUAGUAUCAGGCACGGCCGCCUGCGAAGAGGUGAAGUCAUCGGAGAAGUUUGCCAAAAUACUCGAGCUUCUACUACUGCUGGGGAACUACAUGAAUUCUGGCUCCAACAACGCUGGUGCAUACGGAUUUGAAAUUAGCUUCUUGACUAAGUUAACAGCAACAAAGGAUUUAGAAAACAAACAAACGUUACUACAUUACUUAGUAGAGACCAUAGAGAAUAAGUUCCCGGAGGUACUUACGUUUGCCGAGGAAAUGCCACACAUAGACAGGGCUGCAAGAGUAUCGAUGGAGAAUCUCCAGAAAGCCCUGAAGAAGAUGGAGAAUGACAUCAAGGCUUUGGAGAUGGACCUCAACAACUCGAGAGUGCCGCAGUGUCCUGACGACCUCUUCAAUGAGUCUAUGAGCUCGUUCGCGACGGAAGCCCGCGAGCAGUGCGACCUGCUGCACUCGAUGUGCAAGAAGAUGGAGGCGCUGUACGCGGAGCUGGCCGAGUACUACGUGUUCGACCCGCACAAGUACACGCUCGAGGAGUUCUUCGCAGACAUCAAGACCUUCAAGGAUUCCUUUGUGGCGGCCCAUACCGAAGUAGCGGCGGCGCGCGAGGCGGCGGCCCGCGCGGCCCGGGCCCGCAGCGCUAGGGCUGCGGCCGAGAGGGAGCGCCGCGACCGCACGCACCGCUACCAGCAACUGCUGGACAUACACCACGCGCAGGACGGCGUCAUGGACAGUUUGAUGGAAGCUCUACAAAGCGGGUCCGCGUUCAGUAGAGAACGGCCGAGGAAGAAAGCCAACCCACGGGUGGCGGGAGCCGAAAGAAGAGCACAGCUAAGUAGGUCUCGGUCGCGGUCUGGUUUAACGGGGGCGAUGACCACCAGAGAAUUAACUAAUGAAUUGCUGAGCAACGCGUGAUGAGACUCACACCAAGUGAUAUUAGGACUAUAAUUGUAUCGUUACUCUUGUAAUAGUAUUCAUAACGAAUUUGUAAUCGUCAUCAUCAUCAUAUCUUAUUAUCGUAAUAUCACAAAAUUGUUACUUUCGCGCGGUUUAACCUACUCUGCUUGGCUCCUAUUGGUCAUAGCGUGAUGUUUUAUAUCCUAUAAUCUUCCUCGAUAAAUGGGCUAUACAACACAAAAAGAAUUAUUCAAUUUGGACCAGUAGUUCCGUAAACGCGUUCAAACAAACACACAAUAGCUUAUAACCUUCCUCGAUAAAUGGGCUAUCCAACACAAAAAUAAUUAUUGGACAAGUAGUUCCGGAGAUUAGCGCAUUCAAACAAACAAAUUCUUCAGCUUUAUAUAAUAGUCACAAAGAUUGGGAAUUCAACUACUAAUCUAGGGGUUUAGUUCUCAAGUUAGACAAAAGUUUUUGGAUUUUAAUAGCAGAGUUCAGAACUGUGCCCCCUGUAUAGCAAUAGGCUCACCCCCUAUUACAUGGGACUUAUAACAUAAAUGAUGAAAAGUGGGUGUUACAUUGUAUAUUUGCACCUCUGCUUACCCCUUUGGUAUUUAAAAAAAAAAUUUAAUGUUUUAUAAGAUUCGCUAUGAAUACAUGAAGAGUUUAAAAACAUUAAAUUUAUAUUGCAUAAAUAUAAAGUAUUUUUGUAAUAGUUUUACUCAAAAGUCCAACGUACGUUGACCUCUCUGAAGUUAGCAAUUUCACUGUGUGAGCGAGACGCACAUAGGAAUUAGAGUAAGGAGUGACAGAGACAGAAAUACAUGCAGUGUACUUCAGGUAGGUCAGUUUAUACUGGUCUUAGUUUAUUUAUAAACUAGCGACCCGCCCCAGCUUCGCAUGGGUGCAAUGGUGAUAUAUUACGCAUGUAUUAUACAUAUAAAACUUCCUCUUGAAUCACUCUAUCUAUUAAAAAAACCGCAUCAAAAUCCGUUGCGUAGUUUUAAAGAUUUAAGCAUACAAAGGAACAUAGGGACAGAGAAAGCGACUUUGUUUUAUACUAUGUAGUGAUGAUUUGUCUCCUCUAAUAAUAUCUUCUGAUUUAUUCCGUUGCGGGAUCCAAGACAGUCAUUCAUGUCCCUGAGACGCGCCGGACUUCAGUGUUCCGGUGUUUUCAUGUUUGUAUCUACUGUAGAUCCUGGUGCACAGGAGUUGCAGCGGUAUGGGAGGUUGUGGCGGGCUUACAUAGGUACUAUAAUUUGUGCAAUGUAAAUUUGAUAUUACAAAUAAGUUAUUAGUUUUAAUAAAAAAAAUAACAUUAUGUAACGAAAUUACGUAAGAAACUUACGUGUUUUUUUUAUGAGGAUUUUAAUGUUAAAAUAAAUAAACGAAACGAGAAAACGUAAGGGUUGGGUUUUUUCGAAAAAUUUUGGCUAAAAAUCUGACUUUUAUCUAAAUUUUUUUGUUUAUACACUGUUCUUAAAAAUAUUCUUCAAUACGUGUUAAAGUUUUUCGAAAAAAUUAUCCCCUAAAUACAUUGUUAAAUAUGUAUGUAAAGUUAUUUGUUUAACUUGGUGAUUUUUAAUUUCCCUAUAGUCGCAUAUAUGUUCAGUAUAAAUGGUUGUUAAUAUACAACAAUUUAUACUCUUAGUUCCGACUUCCCAAAAAGGAGGAGGUUCUCAAUUCGGCCGGUAUGUUUUUUUUUUCUAUGUAUGUACACUGAUUACGCCAAGGUUUAAUAUUAUGAACCGAUUUGCAUGUUUAGUUUUUUGUUCGACGCGGAUUAAAGUCAAAGCAUUUAUUUCAAUUAAUCCUAAAUUAGGCACUUUUGAAACGUCAAAUUGAAUUGUCCGUCAGUCUGUCUGUCAGUGAAGCUAGAUGAUAGUAGAUUAGCUCAAUUACCUAUUCAUAGCAUAUAGGCUAAUUUCGAAAUUUCCUUUAUUAGAAGUUUAAGUCACCAAGCUAAGAAAAUAACGGAUUUUUUUUAAAUAAAAAUAAAUAAUAAUAAUAGUUAUGUCCAUUUUUACUUAGUAAUGUCUGUAUAUAAUGCUAAAUUUUGUAAUUUUCUUAUUACAUACAUUUAUACAUAGAUAGAUGCUAAUUAUGUUGGUGUCAAAUUGCCUUAAUAGUUAUAUAGAAUAGUUACAUGUCUAUAUACUCGUGGCCUACUCAAAUUCAACGAAAAAAAAUCGUCCAAUUUUUUCGAGGUCAUUUUUGUAGAUUUGAAUUUUAUAAUAGCAAGCUUAAUAGGUCUAGUGUUUUAUAGGCCCGAUAUUAGUGAUAUUGCAUAGGUUCAAGUUAUUGGUUAAAAUUUUAGUAGGUCUAUUUUUCGUGGUCCGAUUUAAUGUAAGCAUCUACAGACCCGCAUCGCACGCAUCGUACGUAUUCCGUAUGACGUCGUCAGUACGCAUCGCAUGUAGGAAUUGCCGAUGCGGAUCAGUGGACGCAAAGUCAAAGUCAAAUCGUUUAUUCCAAUAAACCAGUGGAACUCCCGGCCGGAGUCUGUGUUUCCUGAUGGUUACAACCUGGGUGGCUUCUAAGCCCGAGUCGCUUAUGGGCAGACGUGCUCCAUCGUAGGCCGCAUCAUCACUUACCAUCAGGCGAGAUAGCGGGCAAAUGUCGGCUCAAUAAACAUAAAAAAAACCAUAUACUUAGGUACUUUUGAAACGUCAACAAAGAAAGAAGUAAACAAUAGUCUGUCAGUCUGUCCGUCAGUGAAGCUAGGUUGUAUGAGUUUCUAUACAAGAUAAACUGAAAUCCGUUGCGUACGAUGCGUACAAUGCGGGUCUGUGGACGCUUACUUUUACUUGUGUUUUUUUUUGAAGUAUUUGUUGAAUCUUUGAGGUUACGUUAUUACAAUGUGUAUUGUGUUAAAUUCUCGUUAAAGUCAAACUCAAAUCAUGUAUUAAACCAUAAAUAAGUACUUUUGAAAUGUCAACAAAUAAAGAAAUAAAUAAUAGUCUCUCAGUCUGUCCGUCAGUGAAACUAGGUGCUCGUUCCAAAGUGUAACUUCGAAUGGAGAAGAACGAGCAAGAAACUCCAUUCGUCAUCUAAUUUCUGAAGGAGAACGGAGAAGCUAUUCGCCUUAAAUAAUUUGAUUUAGUAAAAAUGUACUAAGACGUGAUGUCAUGUGAUAUUUUUAAAUCAAUGUAUAAUGUCUGCUUAAAAAUUUCUCAAAAUUUUUUAAACGACUACUUCAAAAGACGAGUAAUGCUUUUUCAACCUACUUAAUAGAUAAAAAGGUAGUCAAAAAUAUGUAUCUAGGCCUUAAAUUGUUUAGUCUGAAAUUCAGCCCCAAUAUGACUUAAUUUAGAUUUAAAAAGGUUACUUUUAAAAACAAGUUUUGCACAAAUUAGUCCCUAUUACAUGGGAUUUAUAACAUAAUUGGUGAAAAGUUGGUGUUAUAUUGUAGUCUGCAGUUAUUUAGUAUAUAGGUAAGAAAAUAAAGCUUGAUUCAGUACAGAGAGUAGGUAUUAUUAUACUAAACUAGCAAACCCGGCGAACUCCAUUUCGCCAUCAAUGAUUUUCCUUGUUUUUCUGCUUUUCUUUUGAAAAUUUUCCUAAAUUUUCUUUGUUAUAAACCUCACGGAGCCCGAAACCUUUCCAAUGAAUACAAAACCGUGAAAAUCGGUUCGUGCGUUCUGGAGUUAUAGCGUCAGGAAGGAAAGUCCGACUUAUUUUUAUAUUAAUAUAUAUCGCCCACUAUCCUGUGUAAAAAAUAACCUACGUGUUAUUUCCGACCAUAAUUCAAAUUUCAUCCCGAUCUCUUCAGCUGUUUUCAGAGUAACAAACAUACUCAUAAACUUUCGCAGUUAUAUUUGUAAGAUAAUAAUGCCAUAUAUUUUGUAGACAGCCAAUGGUUACUGUCUCUGUACCGAAUCAAUUUUUAUUUUACUUACCUGCUUACUCUUUAGUAUCUUACUUGAGCGAUUGAGAAGCGAACGCGAAGCGGUGCGGUGACACGCGAAUUCAACGCGAUGCGGUGUGACGGCGGCUAUGUCCUACGUGCAUGUGAAUCGUUUCGUUUUGUUUCUGUUUCCGACAUUAUAAACAAAUACGUGACGGCACCGCGUCCAGUUCGCGCGACAAUAUCGAGCCAGUUGAUCACACCGCAUCCCACGUGCGGUUGGUGACGUAGGCCACGUCAAUACAUUUUGACAGUUUGUUGUUUUCGCGCCGCAUCGCUUCGCGUUCGCUUCUAGAUCGCUCACGCCAGACGUCGCGUGAAUGCCUUGGUUGACUCUACCUAUGAACAAUGCCUAUGAAGUUUUGUAUGUAAAAAGCUUAGAAUGUUCGCAUAUAUGUAUGUAUAAGUCCCGCUGACUGUAACUAGUAUACUAUAUAAUAUGCAUCGUGUAAAUAUAUUUUUGUAAAAUGUUACAUUUUUACUUAAUUAUAAUGUUUUUAAAACUA